AUGUCCAUUGAAAACAGUUCAUUAGUGAAAAAAUUGGCUUCUAAUAAUAAGCCAACAAGGGAUAAAGCUUUAGAAAGUCUACAGAAAUAUUUACAGUUAUCGCAUUUAAAACAAAAAGAUUAUGAUAAAAUCUGGAAAGGAUUGUAUUAUAGUAUGUGGUUUUGUGAUAAACCAAGACCACAACAAAGAUUAGCCGAUAAAUUAGGUGAAUUGCAUUUGAUAUUUUUGUCUCAAAAUAACAAGCCAAAUGUUGAAGGGUUUAUCAGAUUCAGCAAAUCUUUUUGGAAAGUGAUAUUAUUAGAGUGGUAUACUAUUGAUCAUCAUAGAAUAGAUAAAUAUUUAUUAUUGAUAAGACGUUGUUUUUAUAACCAAUUGUUGUUUUUGGAUAAAUGUAGUUACGAUUCUGAAUUAGUUUCUAAAUACUUGGAGAAAGUUUUAAUGAAGUUUCCAUUAAGUGGUGAUAAACGUGUUUAUACUGGCAUUCCAAUGCAUAUAAUUGAUAUUUUUGUUGACGAAUGGGAAAGAGUAUUUGAAAAAGAGGAGGAAGAAAGUGAUGAUGAAGAAAACGAAAAAAGAAAACAGAUUGACCAAAAAAUUAUUAAUGCAAGUUGUGUUUCUAAAAUGGUUGAUAUUUUCCAGAAAUUAUAUGAUAAUGUCUUGAACAGUAAAGUAUUGAGGAAGAAAAUUAAGGAGGACAUUUUAGAAAACGAAACCUUGUUAGAAUGGAAUGUCAUAAAUCAACAUUUACAGAAAACGGAAACGACAACUGAACAGGAUGAAAAUGAGGAAGAGGAAUGGAAUGGUUUCUAA
Saccharomycodes ludwigii is the source of this 810-nucleotide messenger RNA. It is a transcript of the gene RRP1, whose product is annotated as Rrp1p. Gene Ontology annotation, biological process: rRNA processing. The coding region runs from base 1 to 810 and encodes 269 amino acids. Lineage: Eukaryota; Fungi; Ascomycota; Saccharomycetes; Saccharomycodales; Saccharomycodaceae. The record is from RefSeq and is a predicted model, not a curated record. The transcript has a single exon. Gene Ontology annotation, cellular component: preribosome, small subunit precursor; preribosome, large subunit precursor; nucleus.